AUGGGUUUGAAGGGUUCUCUCAAGAGCCUUGCUGAAGGAAUUACUCCUAAAGCGAUUGCCAAACUUACGGCAGAAUUUCCCGGAAACGUUACCACGAAAAACAACGUCGUUAAGACAGUGAAUCUCCGCAUCGAUCUUCAUAAGCAUAUGACUCAGCCCGAUUGGACCACAGCAAAGGUGCAGGCAAAUACUCAAGCCACGGACCAGGGAGUCAAAGAAUUUAUAAAAAAAGGCAACAAAGGCUCGCACUCAGGAACCCAUAAAACCAUCAUCGAAAUCCCGUUUAAUCGCAGAAAUUUUGAUGAAAACAACUUCAAGUCCACUAUCGAACAAGCAUACAAGGCAUGCAACGCAGACGACGACAACGGUGAGGAAUCGUCAAAGGGCAAAAAGGACAAAAAGUGA
Microsporum canis CBS 113480 is the source of this 405-nucleotide messenger RNA. RefSeq lists its product as uncharacterized. The transcript has a single exon. The record is from RefSeq and is a predicted model, not a curated record. The coding region runs from base 1 to 405 and encodes 134 amino acids. Lineage: Eukaryota; Fungi; Ascomycota; Eurotiomycetes; Onygenales; Arthrodermataceae.